Molecule: messenger RNA, 1722 nt
Organism: Symbiodinium sp. CCMP2456
Lineage: Eukaryota; Dinophyceae; Suessiales; Symbiodiniaceae
Source: the annotation of a GenBank genome assembly
AUGUCUGCGGCGGUGGCAGCUCACCUGCCGGAGCUGCAAAUUUCUAAAAUUCCUGAUGGAAUCCAUUCCGAAAGUGAGAAGUUCGUGGAACUUACGUCGGUAGGCGCUGACCUAGUGCCAUCAGGACCUGCCGGUGUAUUCAGUGCCAGCUGCCCGAGCAUCCAAAACGGAGUCUGCACCGCCCAAGGCUCGGUGCCGUUGUCACCGGGCGAGAGCUUCAAGCUUCGCGUGUUGCAUUUGGGGACGUUUGGUGAGAUUGCUAUUGGUCUUUGUGCACCGGGCCAGGCACGCGAACAGACCAUCAAUCGCGACAUGGUCGGAUGGUCUCGUGGCGAGGUCGGUUUUCAUGGCGGUCAUGGAAAAUCCUUCGUCAACGGCCACGUUUCGAAAGAACAGUGCAGCGAUCGGUGGUCCGUCGGCGACGAGAUCGAGUGUGGUUUAACAGUUGGCGCCAACGUGUACUUCAAGCAUGCCGGAGAGCAGUUCGAGCACAUCCUCGAAAUGCCAGGCCGCUGGCAAAUUUCACUGGCGUACCCGACCGUCACGAUGCGCUCCCGUGGAUCUAAAGUGGAGAUAGAUCUUCGAGGAGUUGAGGACAAACCGCUAAAGGAUUUGUUGCCGCACAGCGGACCAGACUCGAGCAUGAGAGUGGGUGAGUCUCAAGCACAUUUGAGAUCGAAGUCGUCAGCCCUCACUCUGCUGACGUCCUUCAAGAAGACGGUCAUCCCUGAAGAUGACUGCCAAGAAGGCCCUGGUGUCACGACGCUGGAGCGCUGGCUUUCGCCCUGGUGUUGCCAAAGCAUUGAGGUCGAUCAGGCACCAUCCACCAUCGUUACAAUCCGUCUCACAGCCAGCCUGCCAAAGUGGCAGGCUGAGCCGCAAGGCGAACAGAUGCACACAGGCUAUCAAAGCUGUGAGCUGUCUUUCCACGACAUAGCUGUCUUCCACGAGCAAAAGUUUUUCGAGAGCAAUGCCAAAGUGAGCUUUGACCAAGAUGCAUGGACACCUAGCGACCUACUCAUCGAAGGGGUGUGGCUCCCAGUCAUGAGUUCAGCUGUUGACUGGUCUCUAUGUGCCGUUGAGACGCCCGCAGCCCAAGAAGUCGCCGUGCAGAUGGCAAUGAUGGCAUUGACGUCGCCUGCAGCUCUCUUUCGCGGGUCUGUGAGCUGCGGAAAACGCAUUGAGGCCAUGGUGUACAAGGUGGCAUCGACAACGCAGGACGAUGUUCUUGAGUCAUUGAGGUCCACACGAAGCGAGUCAUCGCAAUUGACAGGUGCAGACGGGAAGGAGGAAGUGGCAGGCGUGUUGCCCUUACAACGGCCAAAAGGAGUGGCAGAGGAAACGCCUGCAGAGCAGCUGGCAGAUCUUCGUAGGGAGCUGGCGGCGGCAGAAGCUCAGGCUGCCGAGGCCGAGGCCAAGAAAGCAGCUGCGCAGCACAGAGAAGCGCAGGCCGAACAUGUCCUUGAUGAGACACUUCACAACGAGGCGAUCGGAGAAGUUUAUGGCGCUUUCUUUGCUGGUCUUUUUCUGCUAGCAACGGCUGCUGGCGUCAUAUGGCUCAGACAUGGCUACCAGGUGCAAGCCGCCCAGCAAAUGAGCACGAUUGUGUCUCUGAAUGAGGAGCGAGUUAAAAUCUUGACUCGGCUCAAUCAGCAAACACAGCUGCAAAAGCCAGCUGGCGCGGCUGACAGCCUUUCCAGGCCACUCUUGCCGAAAGGGUAG